Molecule: messenger RNA, 1560 nt
Organism: Lasiodiplodia theobromae
Lineage: Eukaryota; Fungi; Ascomycota; Dothideomycetes; Botryosphaeriales; Botryosphaeriaceae
Product: Serine threonine-protein phosphatase
Exons: 3
Coding region: 1-1560 (519 amino acids)
Cellular component (GO): nucleus; cytoplasm
Molecular function (GO): protein serine/threonine phosphatase activity
Source: RefSeq, a predicted model, not a curated record
AUGGGCAACACCCCGUCGAAGAAGGGCGACGGGAACGGCCCCCAGCUCGACCGCGAUGGCUACGCUUCCUUCUCCCGCUCCGACACGAAGGAGUCGACGCGCUCGAUAAGAAACUCGCUCCGCAACAAGAUCCCCGGCACCAGCACCAAGACAGACAGCCCGCGCAAUUCGAUCCAGGGCCUGGGCCAGGACAGCAACAGCAGCCUGAGCAACCUGGAGAAGCUGGACUCGCCCGCAAAGUCUGCCCAUCGACGGUCGGGCUCCACGUCGUCGGCGCCACCCCCCGCUCUCGACGCUGCCCAGUCGCCCGCCGACGCCGUCGACGACAGCGACCAGCCCCCGCCUUCGCCCACCCAGUCGGCAACCGUAGGCCAUGGCCACGAGUCUGUCGACCAGGCGCAGCGCACCGGUGAAGUUGACCACGUUUCGGACACACCCCCCACCGGCCUGCCGCCGCCAUCCGCCCUGACCAAGCCCAAGGAAUCCAUUCUUUUGAAGCGAGACCAGCCAAUCCCCAGGGCGUCGGAGGCACAGACGGAGAAUGGGUCGCCGACCAUGGAGCUGGGCGCGCCCAAAUCUAUUGACAUUGACGACAUGAUCUCCAGGUUGCUGGACGCGGGCUAUUCGGCCAAGGUCACAAAGACUGUGUGCUUGAAGAACGCCGAGAUUUUUGCUAUCUGCCAGGCCGCGCGCGAGCUCUUCCUCUCGCAACCCGCGCUCCUGGAGCUUUCACCGCCAGUCAAAAUCGUUGGUGAUGUGCACGGGCAAUACACGGACCUCAUCAGAAUGUUCGAGAUGUGCGGUUUUCCGCCCAGUUCCAACUACUUGUUUUUGGGUGACUACGUCGACCGAGGCAAGCAAAGCUUGGAGACGAUUCUGCUGCUGUUGUGCUACAAGCUCAAGUUUCCCGAGAACUUCUUCCUGCUGCGCGGCAACCACGAGUGUGCCAACGUUACCCGUGUCUAUGGCUUCUACGAUGAGUGCAAGCGCAGGUGCAAUGUCAAGGUCUGGAAGGCUUUUGUCGACACCUUCAACACUCUGCCCAUUGCUGCCAUUGUCGCAGGCAAGAUCUUUUGCGUCCACGGUGGUCUUUCCCCAAGUCUCUCGCAUAUGGACGACAUUCGCCAGAUUGCCAGGCCUACUGAUGUCCCUGAUUACGGUCUAUUGAAUGAUCUGUUGUGGAGCGAUCCGGCAGAUAUGGAUAAUGAUUGGGAAGCGAACGAAAGAGGAGUCAGUUACUGUUUCGGGAAGAAGGUUAUCAUGGAAUUCCUGCAGCGCCACGACUUCGACUUGGUUUGCCGCGCGCACAUGGUGGUGGAGGACGGAUACGAAUUCUUCAACGACCGCAUCUUGGUGACGGUCUUCUCAGCACCUAAUUACUGCGGCGAGUUCGACAACUGGGGAGCAGUCAUGUCGGUGUCUGCCGAACUCCUCUGCAGCUUCGAACUGCUCAAGCCAUUAGACUCGAGUGCACUGAAGAGCCACAUCAAGAAGGGCAGGAACAAGAGGCAGAGCAUGCUCAACAGCCCGCCGGCAAAUCAGUACCCGCAAUCUUACUAA